Molecule: messenger RNA, 1078 nt
Organism: Antrostomus carolinensis (chuck-will's-widow)
Lineage: Eukaryota; Metazoa; Chordata; Aves; Caprimulgiformes; Caprimulgidae
Gene: POLI
Product: DNA polymerase iota
Exons: 7
Biological process (GO): translesion synthesis
Molecular function (GO): damaged DNA binding; DNA-directed DNA polymerase activity
Source: RefSeq, a predicted model, not a curated record
AGCAAGUUUGUGUCGGCGAGAAGCGCAGCCUGCAGAGUGAUUGUCCACCUGGACUUGGACUGCUUCUAUGCACAAGUCGAAAUGAUCCGUAACCCUGAGUUAAGAGACAAGCCUUUAGGUGUGCAACAGAAAUCCAUCGUCGUCACCUCAAACUAUGAAGCCAGAAAACUUGGAGUUAAGAAACUGAUGUCUGUCAAGGAUGCUAAAGAGAAGUGUCCUCAGCUGAUACUGGUUAAUGGAGAAGAUCUAACUCCGUACAGGGAAAUGUCCUACAAAGUUACAGAAUUGUUGGGGGAAUUUUGUCCGUUGGUGGAAAGACUUGGAUUUGAUGAGAAUUUUGUGGAUGUCACAGAGAUUGUAGAGAAAAGAUUAAACCAGCUCCAGCAAAGCGGAUGUUGCAGUGUCUGUGUGUCUGGCCAUGUCUACAACCACCAAGCUGUCAAUUUGUCUGAUCCAACACACCUAAGAUUAGUUCUCGGAUCUCAGAUCGCUGAAGAAUUCAGGGAAGCCAUAUUCACCAGGCUGGGCCUCACAGGUUGUGCUGGAGUGGCCUCUAAUAAAUUAAUGUCAAAACUGGUGUCUGGGAUAUUUAAACCAAAUCAGCAAACACUUCUUCUGCCUGAAAGUUGUCAAGAUCUAAUCCGUAGCCUUGAGCACAUCCAGAAAGUGCCUGGUAUUGGCUAUAAAACUUCCAAACGUCUGGAAACGCUGGGUGUGAGGAAGGUGUGUGAUCUCCAAGCGCUCCCACCUGCUGUGUUGGAGAAGGAAUUAGGUGUUGCCAUCGCUCAACGCAUCCAAAAACUCAGUUAUGGAGAAGAUGACUCUCCUGUGACUCCAUCCGGCCCUCCUCAGUCCUUCAGCGAUGAAGAUUCCUUUAAAAAAUGCUCGUCAGAAGUGGAAGUGAAAAAGAAAAUAGAAGAACUGCUUCUUACCCUGUUAGACAGGAUAUCGCGAGCCGGCAGGCAGCCGCGCACGGUGAGGUUGACCAUCCGCCAGUUCUCCUCCACCAACAGAUGGUUUAACCGGGAGAGUCGCCAGUGUCCCAUCCCACCUCAUCUCCUCCAGAAACUUGGAAAAG